Molecule: messenger RNA, 3757 nt
Organism: Vanrija pseudolonga
Lineage: Eukaryota; Fungi; Basidiomycota; Tremellomycetes; Trichosporonales; Trichosporonaceae
Gene: RAT1
Product: 5'-3' exoribonuclease 2
Exons: 5
Coding region: 220-3621 (1133 amino acids)
Biological process (GO): nucleobase-containing compound metabolic process
Cellular component (GO): nucleus
Molecular function (GO): zinc ion binding; nucleic acid binding; 5'-3' RNA exonuclease activity
Source: RefSeq, a predicted model, not a curated record
ACUCAUCCUAGACCCCAGUUCAACACGCGUUCGACAGCCCAUUCUCGACGGGGCAAUCAGAUCGACAACGAGCGGCUAGGAAAGGCGACAUUGGACGUGUGAUAACGCUCGUGCUCAGGACUCUCCGUGACCCUCGACACUCGAGCCUUAGAGAUUCGAAUCGCGACUCUCUUCUUCAUUGUUUUGCCACCUGGGAUCUGAACAAAGUCAUCUGCCAACAUGGGUGUUCCCGCCCUCUUCCGAUGGCUGUCGAGGAAGUACCCCAAGAUCAUCCAAAAGGUGGUCGAGGACACGCCGUCCAAGGUACGCGGCAUCGAUGGGGAGAUCGUCGAGGUCCCCAUUCAGUUCGAGUCGGAGAACCCUAAUGGAUUCGAGGUCGAUAACCUGUAUCUCGACAUGAACGGUAUCGUCCACCCCUGUACACAUCCGGAAGGCAAGCCUGCCCCCGAGACCGAGGAGGAGAUGAUGGUCGAGAUCUUCAAGUACACCGAGCGAGUCAUCAACAUGGCUCGUCCCCGCAAGGUCAUUGUCAUGGCCAUUGACGGUGUCGCGCCGCGUGCCAAGAUGAACCAGCAGCGAUCCCGUCGUUUCCGCGCCGCGCAGGAGGCGGCCGAGAAGGACGAGGAGAAGAAGCAAGCCAUCAAGAUGUUCGAGGCCAUGGGCCAAACUGUUUCUGAGGAGACCAAGAACAAAAAGUCGUGGGACACGAACGCGAUUACACCCGGCACACCUUUCAUGGACCUGCUCUCCAACAGUCUCAAGUACUGGGUUUCCAGGAAGCUAACCGAGGACCCUGGAUGGAAGGACAUGAAGGUCAUCAUCUCCGACUCGUCAGUGCCCGGUGAGGGUGAGCACAAGAUUGUCGACUGGAUCAGGAGGCAAAGGACAUACGCCGACUGGAACCCCAACACGUCGCAUGCCAUCUACGGACUCGACGCCGAUUUGAUCAUGCUUUCGCUCGCCACGCACGAGCCCAACUUCCGUGUCUUGCGUGAGGAUGUGUUCGCCCAGAGCCAAAACAGAGGUGGCCGCCCGGUCUGCACCAACUGCGACAAGCCGGGACACAUUGCUGCCAACUGCAGGCAGCCCAAGAAGGCCAAGGACCCCAACGUUGUGGAGAAGGCCAAGCCCGUCGACCCCAAGCCGUUCAUCUGGCUCGACGUCUCCAUCUUGCGAGAGUACCUCCAGGUUGAACUCAACGUCCCACAUUGCCCCUUCCCCUUCAACUCGGAGCUUGCCAUUGACGACUGGAUCUUCCUCAUCUUCUUUGUUGGUAACGAUUUCUUGCCGCAUCUCCCGUCGCUCGAGAUCCGCGAGGGCGCCAUCGACAACCUCCUCAAGAUCUGGAAGGCCGAGCUUCCUCGCAUGGGCGGCUACCUCACCAACAACGGCAAGGUCAACCUGGAGCGUACCCAGUACAUUCUUGACGGCUUGUCCGCGCAAGAGGACCAAAUCUUCCGCCAGCGCAAGCAGGACGAGGAGAGAGACGAGGCCAGGCAGAAGCGCCGCCGGAUGGAGGACCACAGACGCCAGGACGAAGAGAUGGCCAGAGAAGGCAAGAUGGUGAUGAACGGGCAGGAAUAUGUUACCGUGCCGCCGACAAACACUGGCGGCGACAAGAAGCACCCCUCAUUACCGCAGCGCCCGGGCUUUGACACGGAGCCCAAGGAAGCUGCCGCUCCACCAGCACGCAAGCCUGGCAAGAAGCUCAGCUACGCCGAGCAGGCCAAGUCUCUCAAGGAGGGCCUGGCUGCUAUGAGCGGCAGCAACAGCGACAUUGUCAACAACCGCAAGGCCAUUCGAAUGGCCAACAUGUCGGCGGCUGAAGCGUUAAAGGCCGAGUUAAGCGGUGACGCCCCGGCGGAUGACGCCGAUGUCAAGCCUGAGACGGAGGAACAGGCCGAGGAGGAGAAGCCUGAUGAGGAGCAGCCAGAGGACUCUGAAGACGUCAAGCCUGAGGAGGAGGAGGAGGUCGACGACAACGCCGACGACGACGCCGACCAGUCGAUGGACGUGGACGAAAAGGCCGCUGCUACGGGCAAGAAGAGGAAGGCGGGCGAGGACGAUGACGAGGAUGAAGAGGAGGAGGAGGACGCCGAGGACCCAGCCAACCCCGACGACGCACAUGUCACCAAGAAGAAGCUUAAGGUCAACCCCGACGGUACCGUCGACUACGAGGACACUGUGCGACUCUUCGAGCCUGGCUACAGGGAGCGUUACUACAGGCAGAAGUUUGGCAUCGAGCUCUCUGACAAGGAGUUCAUCAGGCAGAUCACCACCCACUACAUGGAGGGUCUCUGCUGGGUGCUCGAGUACUACUACCAGGGUGUCCCUGCGUGGGAUUGGUUCUACCCUUACCACUACGCUCCAUUCGCGCAGGACUUUACCGACAUCAAGGACAUGGACAUUAGCUUCAAGGUCAGCCAGCCGUUCACACCGUUCGCCCAGCUGCUUGGUGUCUUCCCUGCCGCCUCUCGCAUCCACCUUCCUCCUCCUCUGCAGGAGUUGAUGAUCAACGAGGACUCGCCGAUUCUCGACUUCUACCCAUCCGACUUUGAGAUUGACAUGAACGGCAAGAAGAUGGCAUGGCAGGGCGUGGCCCUCUUGCCCUUCAUUGACCAAAAGCGUCUCCUUGACGCCCUGGGAAGCAAGGUCAACUUGCUGACAGAUGACGAGAAGCGCCGCAACAAGUGGGGCGACAACGUCAUGUUCAUCGCCGAGGCAAACAUGCUCUACGAUCCUUUCUGCUCCCUCUACACGGUCAAGGCGCCGUCGGCACCUGUUCCUGUUGACACCAAGCUCUCAUAUGGUGUGAGCGGCUCGGUGUUGGCUGACCCAUCUUGUGUCCCCAACUCGACGCUCGAAACACCGAUUCCUGGAAUUGAGGAGUGUCCCGACCUGGAGAACAACAGCGCCAUCUCUGUCCGCUACUACUUCCCCCGUCAGACGCACAGGCAUCGCUCCGAGUUGUUACGAGGAUACCGCCCGAAGGCGCCACGAUUAACCGAGUCUGACAAGGACUUUGUUCGCCGUGGUGGCCAGGGAGGAGGUGGCCGUGGAGGGCGCCAUGGGCCUGGCAACGGCUAUUCGAAUGACGGACCCGGGCGUGGUGGUGACCGUGGACCUCGCGGAGGCCGUAGUGACCACGGCCCCGUCCGGAAUCUUCCCGGUGCGGACCGCUUUGGUGGUGGUGCCGGGGGUUACGGCGGCGGUGGCGGUUACGGAGGCGGUGGACGCAACCCGUAUGCUGCGCCUCCUGUCAACGCUUAUGGCGGUGGAGGCGGAUACGGUGGAGGAAAUGGUGGUAGCUAUGGCGGUGGCUACGGCGGUGGUGGAUACGGCGGCUACGGCUCUGCCGGAGCCCGCAACCCGUACGCCGCUGCCCCACCCAACCCCUACGGCGGUGGUGGUGGCAGGCCUAACCCUUACGGAGCGGCUCCAUCAAGCUAUGGCCAGCCUCCGUCUUCCUACGGAGGUGGUGGUGGCUAUGGUGGUUACGGUGGUGCCCCAGCCCCUCGCGGUGGCUACGGCGGCGGCAGCGGUGGCUCGUACGGCGGCAGCUCUUAUGGCGGCGGCCGUGGCGGCAACGCUGGCGGAGGAGGCCAACAUCGUCGCUACUAAACUCCACGUUCCAUUUUCCCCGCCUUGUGAAAUAACCUCAGCUCUCUUCCACACCUUGUUUCAGGAGUAACAGCAUAGUGUACAUGUAGCACCACCUGCCAUCAUAUGCAUCAUGAGAAACAUGCUCAAAGAUCAA